Messenger RNA from Xiphias gladius (swordfish), 5320 nucleotides. It is a transcript of the gene sulf1, whose product is annotated as sulfatase 1. Gene Ontology annotation, molecular function: calcium ion binding; glycosaminoglycan binding; N-acetylglucosamine-6-sulfatase activity. The record is from RefSeq and is a predicted model, not a curated record. Gene Ontology annotation, cellular component: cell surface; endoplasmic reticulum; plasma membrane. Bases 548 to 3919 code for a protein of 1123 amino acids. The transcript is spliced from 18 exons. NCBI's taxonomy places the organism in Eukaryota, Metazoa, Chordata, Actinopteri, Istiophoriformes, Xiphiidae.
GUUUUCUUGCUUCCAUCUCCUAGAGUGUAUGUGUUUGUGUGACUGCGUGUGUGUCUCCCUCUGCGCUGAGCUGUGUCCUUGUCCCUGCCUCCUGGCAGCGAGGAGACACCCAGCAGCCAGUCUGUGAUUGGGCAGGGGAGUUGGGUUCUUGAGAGAGUGUGGUGCUGACUGCUCUGGGACGUGUUUCAACAGAUGGUCGAGGUUAGAGAGUGUCAUCAUAUUGGAGAGAGGAUUAGAAGAGAGAGGUUGUCUUCAAGGAGCUGUGUGGUCCCCCCUACUCUUCAGCCUCAAAAUCCCAGCACUAAGACAGAAACCCCUCUAUGAGCGGAGGGUGACCUGGUGAAGAACCGCAAGGAGAAAACUCAGAGAGGAAUCCUAGCCUUGCCUCUCACUCGACCAGCACUCUGCUCUGCUGCCCUCCAGUCAACCACGGCUGCGAGACCCGCCCAGUUGUGAGUGAGUGGCCUGGCUGGACCUCUUCUCCCUCCCUUCAUCUCUCUAUUAAUCCUCCCAUCUACCCAUCCUGUCUCCUGUCGUCUCAGGCACCAUGCUGAUUCAGUGGCUGGUCUGGUUGGCCCUGCUGACACUAGACUGGGCUCCAGGCAGCUGGGCCUUCACCACCACCAGGGCGCAGGGCCUGAGGGGUCGCAUCCAGAGAGACCGCAGAAACAUCCGACCCAACAUUAUUCUCAUCAUGACUGAUGACCAGGAUGUUGAGUUAGGUUCUCUACAGGUGAUGAAUAAAACCCGUAAAAUCAUGGAAGAUGGAGGCAUUACUUUCACCAAUGCCUUUGUCACCACACCCAUGUGCUGCCCAUCACGAUCCUCAAUGUUGACGGGCAAGUAUGUCCACAACCACAACACCUACACCAACAAUGAGAACUGCUCCUCUCCUUCCUGGCAAGCUCAGCACGAGCCACGCUCAUUUGCUGUCUACCUCAACAACACCGGCUACAGGACAGCCUUCUUUGGCAAAUACCUCAAUGAGUACAACGGCAGCUACAUCCCACCUGGGUGGCGCGAAUGGGUUGGAUUGGUCAAAAAUUCCCGCUUCUAUAAUUACACUGUCUGUCGGAAUGGUUACAAGGAGAAACAUGGUGCCGAUUAUGCCAAGGACUAUUUCACAGAUCUGAUCACCAAUGACAGCAUCAACUUUUUCCGCAUGUCCAAGAAGAUUUAUCCUCACCGUCCUGUGAUGAUGGUCAUCAGUCACGCUGCCCCUCAUGGCCCAGAAGACUCAGCACCUCAGUACGCUGAGCUCUUCCCAAAUGCUUCUCAGCACAUCACCCCCAGCUACAACUAUGCACCAAAUAUGGACAAACACUGGAUCAUGCAGUACACAGGCCCAAUGAGACCCAUCCACAUGGAGUUCACCAACUUUCUCCACCGGAAAAGGCUGCAGACUCUCAUGUCUGUGGAUGACUCAGUGCAGAAGGUUUAUGAUAUGCUAGAGGAAACUGGAGAGCUGGAAAACACGUACAUUAUCUAUACAGCAGACCAUGGCUACCACAUCGGUCAGUUUGGGUUGGUCAAGGGCAAGUCAAUGCCUUAUGACUUUGACAUCCGUGUGCCAUUCUUCCUGAGAGGGCCCAAUGUGGAGCCAGGGACAGUAAACCCUCAUCUGGUAUUGAACAUUGACCUAGCUCCAACAAUCCUUCACAUUGCUGGGCUGGACACCCCUCCAGACAUGGAUGGAAAGUCCAUCCUUAAGCUGCUGGAACAGGAAAGGACUGGCAAUAGAUUCAAACCCAACCGGAAACCCAAAGUCUGGAGGGACACAUUCCUGGUGGAGCGAGGAAAGAUCCUGAGGAAGAAGGAUGACUCAGUGAACACUCAGCACACCAACAGCCUACCUAAGUACAAGAAGGUCAAAGAGACUUGCCAGCAGGCCGAAUUCCAGACACCCUGUGAACAGCCUGGACAGAAAUGGCACUGUGUGGAGGAGAUUACAGGGAAGUGGAGGAUACAGAAGUGUAAAGGUGGUUCGAAAGAGGGCUCCAGGAAAAGGGCCCGCAGCCUGAAGCCUCGUAGCAGUUAUGACAACAGAGAGAGAGGCUGUGACUGUGGGGACGCACUCUUCAAACCCUCCAGAGCAGAACGCCGCUCCCACCGUCAGUUCUCCUCCUCAUCUGGCCAACGUUAUCGGCCACGUUUUGUCCAUACCCGGCCUACCAGGGCUCUGUCUGUCGAGUUUGAAGGUCAGAUAUAUGACAUUGACCUCCAAGCAGAUGAUCAGUCAGCUGUCCGCCGCCGUGCCAUCUCAAAGCGUCAUUACAACCAAGAGGGUCCAGAGUUUGACUCCGGGACAGAUGACGGUUCAGAGGAAAUGGUGGCAGAUGAUACAAAUGCUGUGGGAUACCCAAACUCGGUGAAAGUUACCCACAAGUGUUAUAUUUUGAUGAAUGACAGUGUCCAUUGUGAAAGAGAAAUCUACCAGUCCUCCAGAGCUUGGAAAGACCACAAGAGCUAUGUGGACCAGGAGAUUGAAGCACUUCAAGACAAAAUCAAAAAUCUCAGAGAAGUAAGAGGCCACCUAAAGAGGACACGACCAGACGAGUGUGACUGUGGAAAGAAGAGGGAGGCUGUGCAGGAAAUAGACAGGAAGGCCCAGUUGUAUAAUGAGAUCCGGAGACGGAAGAAGGAAAGGAAGGAGAAGAAGCGCCAGAGGAAGGGAGACGACUGCAGCCUGCCUGGGCUCACUUGUUUUACACAUAACAAUGACCACUGGCAGACUGCUCCUUUCUGGACAUUGGGUGGAUUCUGUGCAUGCACCAGCUCCAACAACAACACCUACUGGUGCCUGAGAACCAUCAAUGAGACCCACAACACACUGUUCUGUGAGUUUUCCACAGGCUUCCUGGAGUACUUUGACCUCAACAGUGACCCCUACCAGUUGACCAACGCAGUGUAUGCAGUGGAUCGGGAGGUACUGAACACGCUCCAUGCUCAGCUCAUGGAGAUGAGAAGUUGUCAAGGGUACAAGCAGUGUAACCCUCGACCUAAAGGUUUGGAUACAGCACACAGCCAAUAUGGGACGGACGACAGGGUUAAGCUACCUAACUUGACAGACGAGGAGGUUGACUGGCAGGGUCUGGAGGAUCUGUAUAGCAUAAACGAAAGCCUUUAUGAAUGUAGGCCUGACUACAGCCCCAGCCCAAACAAUUGGGCCAACUUCCAGAAGGAUGUAGAUAAUAUAUUUGCACUGCGACACGUUUUUAACAAAUUCAACCGAACCCAUAAACUUGACGACUCCGCCCUGCCAGAACUGGGCUCUGGGGUCGGGGGUGGAGGCCUCGAAGAAGGCAGUGGAGAAGAGUUGGCCUCAGCCGAUGACGUCUGGACAGCCCUGGCCUUAGAGACUCGCUUCACCACCCCCGCCCCCAUCAAAACGCCAUCAGCACCACAAACACCCAGGCCCAUACUGGAAAGAAAACUGGAAUCCUUUGUCAAUGACCUUCCUGAGAGGCUUAUAGACAGACCUGGGGUGUCCGUUAUGUCAUCAUCACCAGUGACGGUGUCACCAUCAGGUCCAAGGAGAGACAAGGUUAUCUUCCAGAGCAAUAUGUGGGCGCAGCAGCUUGAGGAGAUGAAAGGAGAGGUGUUUAGUGGGAACGGACUGACGGAGCUGGAGACACAGCACUACAACCAGAUGGAGCUGGGCCUGGGUCACGGAGAGGCAACUGGCCCUCAGGGUCUUGGUCUGGGCCUGGACUCCAAAGAUGAGGAGGACAUUUUCCAGGCCCAAGGCUACCUCCCUUUCUCACCACAUACAGUGAGGCCCAAGGUGCAGCCCAGCACCACCGGGCGCCCCCCCACUACACAGACUAGCACCCCACACAGUGUCAGGGUGGUACCACAGGUGCUGCCCCUCAUCUUGGACUAUGAGGGCAGCGGCUCUCUGCCUCAACCCUCCAAUUAGACCCUCUGAGGCAGAUACAUGGCCAUUCAGCCAAUGAGCUGCUGGUGACCACAGAGACACAGUGAUUGGGAGAUGAGCUUGCCAAGAGCUAUGGCAAGUGAUGCCACCUCAGUCAGUCAGAGUUGUAUAAUGAGUAUUAAAAUUAUUGUUUAUUUUUUUACAGGUGCCUACGUUUAUUAGUAAAGAGUGUUAUGUUUUCUGUUUUUUUUUUUUCCAAAAAUAUAUUUAGACAAGAAAAAGCCUUAAUGCAGCUAAACUAAGUGUCGGGGGGAAAAAAAGAUUAAUUCCAUACGGAUAACACUAUUUCAGCAUCUGAAUGGAUGGUUAGCAUUAGUCAGCUGUAGGUACGCUUGAGUCUUUUAAGAAUCUGUUGAUCAAAAACCUGCCCAAUUACAGGAUACUAUUUCGGAACAGUAACCACUCACCAAUUAGAUAAUGACAACAUUGACCCCAAAUGCACUUUUGAACUUUCCAACACUAUGACCUUCACCCUCCAGUGCUUUGAGUUAUUGAAAUUUGUGUCCGUCGUGAAAUAAGGUUGCUUUUAAAUGAUUAUUUUGAUCGACUACUUUCAAAACAAAGGCAAGAACUGGAUUGUCACUUCUGAAAAAGUUACAAAAUCAACAUAACAUCUGUUUCCUAAAUAACUUUUAUUAAUCAAUAUUUUAAACUUUGCCAUAUAGGAAUAUUUUUAGCCUCUUCUUAACAUGGCAUUAAUAGGAUCACAAAGUUUAGACAAUCAUUUUAGUACACAUUUGUAACUGACAGCUUGACAUCAUCUGAAUUAUCCAGCUGCAGCAAACCUAUCUGAUACUCUAACCAGGCACGAAAAAAAAACUGGCAUUUGUUUUUGUCAUUUUUACCAGGGCACUCUUUACUGAUGUGUUUCACCAUUGCACCAGCUCUAUUUUAUUUUUAACAUAAUUAAAAUUGCCCUUACUAAUCACAAGCAAAUGCUUAAUCACCAGGGGGUUGUACAAUGUUCAUGUUGUAACUUUUUUUUGAAGUCUCCAAUUAAUCUUGUGUUGUAUGAUGUAGUGCUUUGAUAAUCCAGAUUAUAGUGUUGCACAUGGCCAAUUCAGUUUGAAUGUAACUGCAUAGUCCCUUAAAAUUGGUUAUGACAGCACACUGUGCCACAGCUUUGUCUGACAGUAAUAGUCAGUAAAACUACUACUCAGCAAACAUUGCAUAAAGCUAAGAAUUGCAAGGCCAUUGAGGGCAAAAUGUUUUAAGAUUUCUGCCAGUAGUUCAUCUCUAAGCAACCAAGAUGUACCUUCUGGUUAGAAACAGGUUCUGCAAAAACCUGAUGCUGUCCUUUUUCUUUGACAGUGUGUGUAGAUGUGUCAGACUAACUCUGGUUUCAGGAAAGCCCUGAAGCUGUUAAGAAAUAAACCCUUUCAA